AUGGCUUCAGACAUACCUGGAUCUGUGACCUUGCCUGUUGCCCCCAUGGCGGCCACCGGACAGGUGAGAAUGGCAGGGGCCAUGCCUGCCCGAGGAGGAAAGCGGCGAUCCGGAAUGGACUUCGAUGAUGAAGAUGGUGAAGGUCCCAGUAAAUUUUCAAGAGAGAACCACAGUGAGAUUGAGCGGCGCAGGCGGAACAAGAUGACUCAGUAUAUUACGGAACUCUCCGACAUGGUUCCCACCUGCAGUGCACUGGCCAGGAAGCCAGACAAGCUCACCAUCCUGCGCAUGGCAGUCUCACACAUGAAGUCCAUGAGGGGCACCGGCAACAAAUCCACUGAUGGCGCAUACAAGCCUUCCUUCCUCACUGAACAGGAACUGAAGCAUCUCAUCCUUGAAGCCGCUGAUGGAUUUCUGUUUGUGGUGGCGGCCGAGACAGGGAGAGUAAUCUACGUGUCUGAUUCUGUGACUCCUGUCCUGAACCAGCCACAGUCAGAGUGGUUUGGGAGCACACUCUAUGAGCAGGUGCACCCUGAUGAUGUGGAGAAACUGAGAGAACAGCUGUGCACUUCAGAAAACUCCAUGACGGGCCGCAUCCUGGACCUGAAGACUGGGACAGUGAAGAAGGAGGGACAGCAGUCGUCCAUGCGCAUGUGUAUGGGCUCUCGGCGCUCCUUCAUCUGUAGGAUGAGGUGUGGAAAUGCUCCCUUGGACCAUCUGCCUUUAAACAGAAUAACCACCAUGAGGAAAAGGUUCAGGAAUGGCCUUGGCCCUGUGAAAGAAGGAGAAGCUCAGUAUGCCGUGGUCCACUGCACAGGUUACAUCAAGGCUUGGCCACCAGCAGGAAUGACCAUACCCGAAGAAGACGCUGAUGUCGGCCAAGGCAGUAAAUAUUGCCUUGUGGCAAUUGGGAGGCUCCAGGUGACCAGCUCUCCUGUGUGCAUGGACAUGAGUGGCAUGUCAGUGCCCACAGAGUUCCUGUCACGGCAUAACUCUGAUGGGAUCAUCACAUUUGUGGACCCAAGAUGCAUCAGUGUGAUUGGCUACCAGCCCCAGGACCUUCUGGGAAAGGAUAUUCUGGAAUUCUGCCACCCUGAGGAUCAGAGCCACCUACGGGAGAGCUUCCAGCAGGUGGUUAAGCUGAAGGGCCAAGUGCUGUCGGUCAUGUAUCGGUUCCGCACCAAGAACCGGGAGUGGCUGUUGAUCCGUACCAGCAGCUUCACCUUCCAGAACCCCUACUCUGAUGAGAUCGAGUAUGUCAUCUGCACCAACACCAAUGUCAAGCAACUUCAGCAACAGCAGGCAGAACUGGAGGUGCACCAGCGAGAUGGGCUGUCGUCAUAUGACUUAUCUCAGGUCCCGGUACCCAACCUACCUGCUGGUGUUCACGAGGCAGGGAAGUCUGUGGAAAAAGCAGAUGCAAUCUUCUCCCAAGAGAGAGACCCUCGUUUUGCUGAGAUGUUUGCAGGCAUCAGUGCAUCGGAGAAGAAGAUGCUGAGCUCAGCAUCAGCAUCAGGCAGCCAGCAGAUCUACUCCCAAGGAAGCCCAUUCCCUGCUGGGCACUCGGGCAAGGCCUUCAGCUCUUCUGUGGUCCAUGUGCCUGGAGUGAAUGACAUUCAGUCCUCCUCCUCAACGGGCCAGAACAUAUCGCAGAUCUCCCGGCAGCUGAACCAGGGCCAGGUGGCAUGGACAGGCAGCCGUCCACCCUUCCCAGGGCAGCCCAGCAAGACGCAGUCAUCUGCCUUUGGAAUUGGAUCAAGCCACCCCUACCCGGCUGACCCUUCGUCCUACAGUCCUCUCUCCAGCCCAGCUGCCUCCUCACCAAGCGGAAACGCAUACCCCAGUCUUGCCAACCGGACUCCAGGGUUUGCUGAAAGUGGACAGAGUGGCGGGCAAUUCCAGGGCCGGCCCUCGGAGGUCUGGUCCCAGUGGCAGAGCCAGCAUCAUGGACAGCAGAGCGGUGAGCAGCACUCCCACCAGCAGCCUGGCCAGACUGAAGUGUUCCAGGACAUGCUACCCAUGCCGGGCGACCCGACGCAGGGGACUGGCAACUAUAACAUCGAGGACUUUGCUGACCUGGGCAUGUUCCCUCCAUUUUCUGAGUAGCUUGAGGCAAAGCUAGGCUUCUACUGCCCAGGCACUAUUAUCAUGCCAUAGAUGCCUGUGUUCAAAGAGGGCCCCCCUCACCCAACUUGCCCUGCUGCAGAACCCCAGAAAACUCCCUUAUUCCCCAUCUUCCCUGGACAUGGCAUCACCUGGCUCUAACCCACAGCCCUGGCUUCUUGGGUUGGGUAUCUUUGUAUUUAUUGUACUUUAUCUGUGUGCUCGGAAGGGGGCCUCCAGGGUCUUAAAUUUCAUUCUGAAUGAUCUA
Molecule: messenger RNA, 2371 nt
Organism: Grammomys surdaster
Lineage: Eukaryota; Metazoa; Chordata; Mammalia; Rodentia; Muridae
Gene: Arnt2
Product: aryl hydrocarbon receptor nuclear translocator 2
Exons: 18
Coding region: 1-2106 (701 amino acids)
Biological process (GO): regulation of transcription by RNA polymerase II
Cellular component (GO): transcription regulator complex; aryl hydrocarbon receptor complex; nucleus
Molecular function (GO): DNA-binding transcription factor activity, RNA polymerase II-specific; RNA polymerase II cis-regulatory region sequence-specific DNA binding; protein dimerization activity
Source: RefSeq, a predicted model, not a curated record